CCUCUUUCCACUCCGCGGUCUUAUUCUGUCGCUGCGGUCAGAUCACCAACGCCACGGCGCCCAAAUCCAUUUAUCUGGGGGUCCAACAUCCAACUGAUCAGGAUGUCGGUGAUGGGAAGUCGGUUUCUGUUCUUUCAGAGUUCCCUCAUCUUAUUUCUGUCUGCUCUGCUUCCUUUUAACUUUAACCCCUUGCUGGCUUACUCGCUGAAAAACUGCACCGUGGAUUAUUCUAACAACGUGACUUGGGUCGGAUGCAUGGAUCGUGGCCUCGCAGCCGUUCCAGAUGACAUUCCCAAAAGUGCAGUAUCUCUGAAUCUCAACUCCAAUUGCAUUGCAAAGAUAAACACGACAGAUUUGAGCGGUUUAUCAAAGCUCAGAUAUUUACAAAUGGAAAAUAACUGGAUUUCCCAGAUUGACGAUGGAGCUUUUUCAGAUUUGGAGUUUGAGUUAUUAGAGCUUGACUUGGGUGCAAACUACCUCCAAAACCUAACGGACCACAUGUUUCAGGGACUGUGGGCAUUGAUUACUUUGUCUGUGGAGAAAAACAAUAUCACAUACAUCUCCCCGCUGGCCUUUAAGUCUCUAAUCAGCUUACGGACAUUAGUGCUAAGAUAUAACCGCCUGCAUCAAAUGGCCGACAUCGCGCCGAUCUUACAACUACCAAACAUAAGUGAACUAAUCCUUGAUUUUAACGACUUUGUGUCCUUUCAGUCAGACGAUUUGCCUUUGACUUUUAAUAAAUCAAACCUUAAGACGCUGUGGAUGAUUGGCAAUCAACUGACAAAGUUCAGUAUUAAAAGAAACGCGUUUCCAAAUCUUCAGACGAUCCAUUUAACCGCCGCUACCGGCUUCGAGUGGCACGUACCGGACCCGAUGUUUCUGCGGAGCCUAACUUUUUUGGAAUUGUAUGUAUUCAAUGUUAGCCGUGAGAUGUACAGAGCGAUGUUGAAGAGUGCGGAGUCAGUGCAGGAACUGUCUCUGAGCUUUAUGGAGACUGAGCGAAAUAAAGAUCUGGUGGACAUUGCUUGCCAAGUUCCUGCUUUAAAAAGUCUUCACUUGAGCGGAGAUGUCUUUGUCAGCAUUAAUGAAACAUUUCUGCAGUCUUGCUCUCGUGUUAUUUGGCUGGAUUUAUCAUAUAAUUAUCUAGAAGAGCUGUGCGAGUUUUCUCUCGGAUCGAUGAAACAGCUCAGACGUCUGGAUUUGCAAAAGAACUCGCUGCCUCGAGUGCCUCUGGGCGUCAGGGGCGUCUUAACGCUCGAAAUCCUGGAUCUGAGUUUGAAUGUCAUCAGUGAACUAGGCUGCUCUGACUUCCUAAAUCUGACACGAUUAGUGAAUCUAAAUCUCAACGGCAAUCGCAUUUCAACAGUCAAGGGGUGCGUUUUUCAAGGUUUGAAUGAUUUGAAAGUGCUAAACAUCGGCGAAAAUGAAGUUCACGUACUAUUCGAUUUCUUCAAAGUGAAUUUACAGAAACUAGAAGUUUUAGAUUUGAACAGGAAUAAGUUGCAGCAGCUCAAAACAGGCGACUUUAGAGACCUAACUUCCCUCAGGUCUUUGAAUUUAGAGUCAAAUGCAUUUUAUGUUGCACAUGAGGGGGCGUUUGAAGGACUGGACAAUCUUCAAACCCUUAGUGUUACACCCUUUUGUUACGAAAUGUCUUACAUGUCAAGGAUUUUUACAGGAAUGGAGCACCUACAAAAUCUCCAACUGCAUCUCACGUCUUCGUUUGAAAGCACAAGUUCUCAUGAAAGCAACGAGACACAUUUUCACGUUGUUCAGUUACCUUUCUUGAAGAGUUUUGUGAUACAAAAUAAUGAUUGGCGUUAUGAAAUCUCACCUGAUUUUCUAAGGGGUCUGAAGUCGUUGGAGUACUUUGCAGCAGAUAGAUUCUUCACAGCGUCGCCUCACCCAGACACAUUUACUUACACUCCCCACCUAACGAGUCUUCAGAUAACUCAAAGUGAUGUGCAAGUCUUCAACCCCCAAGUGUUUCAGCCAAUCCUGAACUUGCAAGCUCUCAAUCUUUCCAGAAACAAACUCCGAUCUUUGGAUUUUCUGUCCCAGGUCAAUCUGUCUUUACUCAGCUGGUUGACACUGAGAGAGAACCAGUUAACCGUGAUCGAUGAGACGGUCUUCCAGUCUCUCCCUGCACUAACAUACCUCGAUCUGUUUGGUAACCCUUUCACUUGUAAUUGCUCUAACGCUGGCUUUAUCCAAUGGGUGAAGAACAACAACCAAACUCAGGUUGUUAACGCCUACCAGUACACCUGUUCAUUCCCUUUGGCUGAACAAGGAAACAAGCUUCUGGACAUUGACAUCCAGUCCUGUUGGAUGGACAUUAGCUUCCUCUGCUUCAUUUCCAGCACUUGUGUGGUUGUUCUUACACUCCUCGCAUCCUUCAUCUACCACUUUCUGAGAUGGCAGCUAGCCUACGCCUACCACCUCUUCUGGGCCUUCCUAUAUGACAGCAGGAAGAGGAAGGCGGGAGCUCAUCCUCGCUACGAUGCCUUCAUCUCCUACAAUGUUGACGACGAGGCCUGGGUUUACCAAGAGAUGCUUCCGGCGCUGGAAGGAGAGCAGGGCUGGAGACUCUGUCUGCACCACAGAGACUUCCAACCAGGUAAACCCAUCGUAGACAACAUUACGGACGCCAUCUACGGCAGCAGGAAGACCAUCUGUGUGAUCAGCCAGCGCUACCUGCAGAGCGAGUGGUGCUCCAGAGAGAUCCAGCUGGCCAGCUUCCGUCUGUUCGACGAGCAGAAGGACGUGUUGGUCCUGCUGUUUCUGGAGGAGAUCCCGGCCCACCAGCUGUCUCCGUACUACCGCGUGAGGAAGCUGGUGAAGAGACGCACCUACCUGAGCUGGCCCCAGGCCGGCCAACACACGGGCGUCUUCUGGCAGAACGUAGGGAGAGCUCUGGAGACGGGGGACGCUCCCACCGAGACCGUUAACCUGCUCACUCCCAGACUGGCUCCAGAGUACAGAGACUAAAGUCACUGGACCGGCAGGACUCGGAGAAUAUCAACCCUGAAUGAUUUAUAGACAGUUUCUACCUACGUUAUGGAACUUAUCAGAAACAUCCCGAAAAAAGAGUUUUUGUCUCCUUUUUCGAGUCAAA
This is a messenger RNA of Sander lucioperca (pikeperch), 3115 nucleotides long. Its product is annotated as toll-like receptor 13. Bases 103 to 2988 code for a protein of 961 amino acids. Gene Ontology annotation, biological process: toll-like receptor signaling pathway; immune response; inflammatory response. The transcript has 4 exons. Gene Ontology annotation, molecular function: protein binding; transmembrane signaling receptor activity. The record is from RefSeq and is a predicted model, not a curated record. Lineage: Eukaryota; Metazoa; Chordata; Actinopteri; Perciformes; Percidae. Gene Ontology annotation, cellular component: membrane.